Coregonus clupeaformis (lake whitefish) is the source of this 3205-nucleotide messenger RNA. Its product is annotated as protein FAM102B. The transcript is spliced from 11 exons. Bases 132 to 1286 code for a protein of 384 amino acids. The record is from RefSeq and is a predicted model, not a curated record. Lineage: Eukaryota; Metazoa; Chordata; Actinopteri; Salmoniformes; Salmonidae.
AGUGCCAGGGAGAAGUGACAGUCAAGAAGCUCGAGCUUUGGCUAGGUAUAUAUACUAUAAUUAGGCUCUGUCUGACUAGCGACCGAUAUAGAUUUACCACAGUUUUAGCAAGUUACUUUAGCAGUAGCAUAAUGUCGUUCAUUAUGAUGAAGAAAAAGAAAUUCAAAUUUAAGGUAGAUUUCGAGUUGGACGAACUAUCGUCUGUUCCCUUUGUUAACGGGGUCUUGUUCUGCAAAGUACGGCUCGUAGACGGUGGCUUUACAGAAGAGUCCUCUCGUGAGCAGGUCCAGGCUAACUGUGUGCGCUGGAGGAAGAGGUUCUCCUUCCUGUGUAAGAUGAGUGCCAACGCUGGGACAGGAGUACUGGACCCCUGUGUGUGCCGGGUGUCUGUGCGCAAGGAAAUGAAGGGUGGAAAGACCUUUGCAAAGCUGGGUUUUGCUGACCUGAACCUGUCCGAGUUUGCUGGCUCUGGCAGCACCACGCGGCGAUGCCUACUAGAGGGUUACGACACCAAGAACUGCAGACAGGACAACUCUAUACUCAAGGUUGUCAUUAGCACACAGCUCAUGUCUGGGGACCCCUGCUUUAAAACGCCACCGUCCAUGGCCAUGAAACUGGGCCUCCAGCAGGCUGAGGCAGAGUGUCUCCACAAAGACAGGAAGGGAGGGGACACACCCACACCCUGCCUCCCCAUCCCAGAGCCCCCAGGGAAGUGUUCGUCUGUUCCUGAUGAACUGGGAGCAUGUGGCCAUUCUAGAACGUCCAGCUACGCCAGCCAACAGUCCAAAGUCUCAGGCUACAGCACAGGUCACUCGCGCUCUUCCAGCCUAUCAGAGCUCACGCACAAGAGGAACCCCUCAGCGGGCUCUGCCUCGACGGGCAUUGCAAGCAUUCCUGAACCCAGCGAGGACCGGGGGACUGAGAGGGGGGAGAAGGAGGUCCGCUCUGCACCCCCUGUCUCUGUCACCUGUGCCUACUCCCCCAUGCCUGAACAUCCCCCCACCCCCGCAAAGAGCUCUGCCUCCUCAGAGAGACUGAGCAGGCAUCGGAUGAAUCAGAACUCGGUGGAGGCUCAGCUGAAGAGAGUGGAUGCUACCCGGGUGGAUGCUGACGACAUCGUGGAGAAGAUCCUCCAGAGCCAGGACUUCAGCCACAGCCUACUGGACUCCAGCGCUGAGGAGGAGGGGCUCAAGCUGUUUGUUGGUCCUGGUGGAAGCACGGCGCUGGGAAGCCAACACACCAGGGUUGGGGCUGGGCCCUACGAGCAGGUGGUGAUCAAACCCUAGCCUCCGGGGGGAGCAGACAUGUGUCAGAGAAGGUUCCACAACACCACGGGGUCUGACAGGGGGGCAGCAGUUUUUCCACCUCUCUGCAGGACAAACAUUUGUUCCAACAGAAGUCCUAGUCUGAUGAGCAGAAACUGUGUAAGACUGCUCCCCCUAGUGUUAAAGGAAGGUGACCUGAGUUUCAUGACAACUUGUUUUUGAGAAGAAAGAGGAGGAUAUAUGGACUUGAGUGCUGUCGCACUUAAACUGUGUGGAGCAGUAUAAUGUUCUCUCUACCCAGAGGGGGUAGUCUUUCAAUUCUGCAGGCCUUAUGUUCAAUGAAGACACAUUUUUAGAUAAGUAGAAGAAUACUGUGGUCUUACAACAAAAAGGGCUUGUAAAUUUUUUUAUGGAAGUCAAAUCCUUCCAAAUGGUUCUAGGUUAUUACUGUGGGAGGUAUGUUGUAAUUUACAGUUUUAUUGUUCAGUAUGUUGCUGCUUGACAUGUUCACUGUGUAAAAUGUGCGGGGGUGUAGUGGAGGACAAACGGUAGUUUACCUACCUUUUACGGAAAAUGCAUUGAAAGUAUAGGGAGCGUUACUUUUUCUCACCGCAACUGGCGAUCAGAGUUUAUCUAUCUAUCUUUCUUUUUUUUUUUACCACUACAUCACUGCAAAUGUGUAGUGUUUCACAUGCGCGCACACACACACAGGUGUUUUAACUGACAAGAUGUGGCCAUGAGCUGAUUUCAUUUCCCACAAUGACCUUAAAACUGACUAAAGAACUAUACACACACAGGUUGUGUGAUGUCAUCAACCUACAGGUGCCCUAUUCUGUCAUAUGAACAAAGAGGAACUGACAGUAUGUUUCGCUAUACGUGAAGACUCAAGCAGGGAACAUCAUUAAGAUUCUAUAAACAGAGAAAUGAUAUAUGUUGCCAGCUGGUGUUGCUGCUUGCCUGUGAUGAAGGAGGGAGGAGAAAGCGAGGGAGGAGGAGGAGUGUCAACAUCAGAUGGAGGUGACGAUGUCCUUGGAACUGUGGAUUAGUUUCAAGCAAGACCUGUAGGUUGGUGUUUAGUUUUUUAAUCCUCAGCAAAACGGUUAUAUAGUAGCUUCACUAUGGUCUAUGAUCCCAAAAUUGUAUUUGUAAGUAUUUGGAGAGGCCUCCUUGCGCAGACAACAAAUCAGACGUUUAUUUUCUCAGAAACCUUAUUUUGAUACUGUAGUAGUAAGUAGUAGGGAAAACUGAUUUAGGGACAGAGAACAUUGUUGACAUUUUGAGAGUGGAAAGUGGGGCAAGGGCAGGUUCACUCAAGGAAAGAUGGAGUCAGUCAAGUACAGUGAUCAAACUAAGAUGUUAGAGUUCUGACAAGCAUCAAGCAUCUGCAAGGCCAAAUGUGACCUUUGUUUUGUUAAUAUUGUUUAGUGCGUUGUUGAAAUACUGUUUGUGGAGUUUAUGUCCAUGAUGCAGUAUGAUGAAAGUGUUGCCUCAUUCAACCUCACAUUCAAUUAGCAGACCAGUUCUUGUGUUUGUGUAUGUUGAUACCGUCUGCAUUUGUCGGUUUUUAUCGGUAUGAAUACAGAUUAGAGAAAGAAUGUUCUUCAGAUGUUCAUAAUGUUACAUUUUUAAUGACUUUCUUAUUUGUCCACUUUACCACAAAUGAUACAUUUUACAGCAUGUGUCUUUAUGAUGUUGGUAUUCUACUUUGUUGUUUUUACGGUUAUUUCUGUAGAUUGAUGUUGCAAGUGCUGGUCCCACAUUGUUUAAUUUUCUAAAUGUUGGAAGAUGGUUAUUUCAAUACUGUAUCCCAAUUCACAAACACAUGCUGUGUUGUUCUGUAAAGUACCCUGUAAAAAAAUAAUAAUAAUGUCACUGCACCUAUCCGGUGUAUGUGACAAUAAAACAUCUUAAUAAAACAAUUCCAUUUAUUUAAGAAACAA